AACAGGUUAUAUACAAUGAAACGUACAGAAAGUCUCUGAAAAGAGAACUUUUUGAAGCUGGGUUCUGACCCACCAAAAGACUUUGACAAAGAAAGUUGAGACGUGCAAGUAUUCAUUCACAUUGAGCGUAUUUUUUUGGUCAGGAGAAGAAUCCUAUAAAUACCAUGCUGCCGAUAAGACUCUCAUGCCCAUUUCCUUCUUCUAAUUUCACUCUGAAACUGCAUGUCAUUAAUGAAACCAACCAAGACUAAUAUUGUUGCUGUUCUUUUCCUGCAGUUAUUUGCCAUAUCAACCAUCAGUAUUAGCUUUUGCAGUGGAAGCUCUAAUGUCCGCUGCACCCAACGUGAGAAACAAGCACUCUUAAGGUUCAAGCAAGACCUCAAUAUUGGCAAUAGCCUGCGGAUAGCUUCUUGGAAUGGUGAUGGAGAUUGCUGUACAUGGGCUGGCGUUGCCUGUGACAACUUUACAGGCCAUGUCCAUAAACUCAACCUUCGAAAUCCUUACGAUGACUCUCUAUCGUAUGCUUUUAUGUGGUCGAUGUUGGUUGUUCAGUUUCCAGCAUUUCUGGGUUCAAUGAGGAAAUUGAAAUACCUUAACCUCAGUCUCUGUGGAUUCGUGGGAAUGAUUCCUCAUCAACUUGGAAAUCUCUCUCAUUUGCAAUAUCUCGACCUUCGUCCUUACUAUCCCAGCAACUUAUAUGUUGAAAAUUCUUUGUGGUUAUCCAGUCUUUCUUUGCUGAAGCACCUUGACAUGAGUGGGGUGGACCUCAGCAAAGCCUCUGACUUGCUGCCCGUGAUAAACACACUUCCAUUUUUAGAAGUUUUACAAUUGUCAUAUUGUCAACUUCAUCAUUUUCCUCCACUACCUACUGUAAAUUUUUCUUCCCUCACCAAGCUUGAUCUUUCCUACAACCUAUUUGAUAAUUCCUUGAUUCCUAGUUGGGUUUUUCGUCUUAGUCAUUUAAUGUACCUGGAUCUAUAUUACAGCAAUAUUCAAGGUCCAAUUCCUGAUGGACUUCAAAACCUCACUUCUCUUAGAUAUCUUGCUUUGUCUCACAAUCAUUUGAAUUCAUCAAUACCCAACUGGCUGUACAAAUUCAUUCAUCUUGAGUACCUUUGUCUUUACAACAAUAGUUUGGUAGGUGUGAUAUCUGAAGAUAUAGGGAACAUGACUUCCAUCAAUUGGCUUGAUCUCUCACUCAAUGGACUUAAAGGGAAAAUUCCCAAAUCAAUGGGAAGACUAUGCAACCUGAGGUCUGUUUUUCUAUCAUGUAUUGAAUUAAAUCAAGAUGUAUCAGAAGUUUUAGAUAUUUUCUCAGGAUGUGUUGCAGAUAGACUAGAGAAUGUUUAUUUAUUAAGUAGUCAACUGUCUGGUCUUUUGUCUAAUCAACUUGGGCAGUUUAAAAGCUUAGUCAAUCUACAAUUAAGUGUGAACCUGAUUUCGGGUCCUAUUCCAGCGUCUUUAGGGGAACUCUCAGCCUUGAGGUCUUUAGAUCUUUCAUUCAACAAACUGAAUGGAUCUCUUUCUGAAAUUCACUUUGCAAACCUCACAGGACUUUAUCUUUUUUAUGUAUGUGGAAACUCUCUGAUGUUGAAUGUAAGUCCUAGCUGGGUUCCUCCUUUUCAACUUCAAGAGUUAGGACUAAGAUCUUGUCAUGUGGGUUCUCAGAUUCCUUUGUGGGUUUUUUCCCAGAAGAGUUUGAUCUAUCUGGAUAUUUCCAAUUCUGGAAUUUCAUCCACAAUUCCCAGUAGGUUUUGGGAAUCAUUUCCCACGCUUGUUUAUUUUAAUCUCUCUCACAACCAAAUCUAUGGAGCGAUGCCGAAUUUAACAGAAGCUUUUGAACUUGAGUUAUUCGAUUUGAGCUCGAAUAACUUGUUGGGGCCAUUGCCUCUUAUUUUCCCCCAUAUGAAUGCACUUGAUCUUUCUGACAAUGCUUUUUCAGGAUCCAUUUUUCAUUUUGUAUGCUACAGGAUGAAUGAGACAAAGGGAAUGAAGAUUCUUAACCUCAAGAACAAUCAGUUAUUCGGAGAAUUACCUGAUUGUUGGAUGAAUUGGAAAAAUCUGUUGGUCUUGAAUUUAGGUAGCAAUAGUUUUCAUGGUAACUUUCCAAACUCGUUGGGAAUGUUAAGUUCCCUUCAGUCAUUGCAUCUUCGCAGAAAUAGUCUCUCUGGAGGAAUUCCUGCAUCCCUGAAGAAUUCUAGAGACUUGAAUUCCCUUGAUAUUGGUGAAAAUAAGUUUUCCGGAAAUGUUCCAAUGUGGAUUGGAGAAACGUUUACAAAAUUGAUGAUUCUCAACCUCCGAAUAAUUUUGAUGGGUUCUUACCAGCAGAACUUUGCCAUUUGAUGUCUUUACAGAUCUGAGAUCUUGCUGAUAACAAUUUCUUCGGGAAUGUACCAAGAUGUAUCAAUAACUUCACAGCCAUGGUCACAGUGGACUAUUCUGGAGACAACUGCAUUCAAUACUUAUCGAGCUCUCCUUAUCCAGGAUCCUAUCGUGGUUUUACAAUAAAUUAUCGUGAAGAUGCAUUGCUUGUGAUGAAAGGGAAAGCAUUUCAAUAUGACUCAAUUCUUAACCUGGUAAGAAUCAUAGAUCUUUCCCAUAACAAAUUAUCGGGAGAGAUUCUAAUGGAAGUGACCAAUCUUACUGCGCUGCAAUCACUGAAUCUGUCACACAAUCAUCUUAGUGGAAAAAUUCCUGAGAAUAUCGGAGCAAUGAGUUCAUUGGAGUGCAUUGAUUUCUCGUUAAAUCAACUGUUUGGUGAAAUCCAACAAAGCAUUUCAAGGUUGACAUACUUAAAUCACCUGAACUUUUCCGAUAACAACUUAGUCGGGAGCAUUCCUUUGGGCACUCAGUUACAAGGAUUCGAUGCAUCCUGUUUCACUGGAAACAAACUUUGCGGACCUCCACUUUGGAAGAGCUGCACUGCAACUGGUCCAAUACCUACAGAUUCUAAGAAUGCAGGAGGAGAAGAUGUUAACAAGUAUGAAGUUCAGUGGUUCUAUGUAAGCAUGCCGCUCGGAUUCGUUGUGGGUUUCUGGAGUGUAAUAGGACCUCUUCUUAUAAACAAAAGAUGGAGGUACAUGUAUUGUAAUUUCUUGGAUUGUCUUGGGGAUAAGUUUUUAUGUGUUGUAAGAAAAUGUCACUAGCUUUUUAAUUUUGAAGUUCUGGUAUUUUAUGUCAUUUCAUAAACAAGAUGAAGUAUUGUAAUAAGCAAAGUUUAUUAACAUGUUUUCUGUGUA
Messenger RNA from Mangifera indica (mango), 3239 nucleotides. Its product is annotated as receptor-like protein EIX1. The record is from RefSeq and is a predicted model, not a curated record. Gene Ontology annotation, molecular function: receptor serine/threonine kinase binding. The transcript is spliced from 2 exons. Bases 223 to 2343 code for a protein of 706 amino acids. NCBI's taxonomy places the organism in Eukaryota, Viridiplantae, Streptophyta, Magnoliopsida, Sapindales, Anacardiaceae.